GUUUGAGUAUUCAUUUCUGUCUAUCACGGUGGACUUGAUUGCCUCCGCUCCUGGGUCAUACUCUCUAGAAGGUAUGGACGACGAGACGGAAAUCUACGGCUAUGGUAGACUUUUGCAGGCAUGGCGGGUCAAUAACUGCAUCAUUAAGGACCCUCAGAAACUGCCACUUAAUAUAUUGGCACAAGUAUCAUCAGUAGCCGGCCCCCUUUCAACAUACAAAUCGAAUGCUUCGUCGGUAUUCACCCACCUUCUCUGUCCAUUAAUGUUCGACCAGAAACUUUUGGCUCCUGGAAGCCAACUGUGCAAAAAGCACCAGGCUCACUUCAACUAUAGACCUUGGCUUCUGUAUGCUUGUGUAACAGAUGUCUCAAGAAGCAAAGAUUGGAUAUAGCGUCGGCCGUCUGAUUCAUUUUGACUAUACUAGCAGGCUAAACAGAAGUAACUAUGAACAAAACAUCAAGCCGUACCUCUGCAAAUGGAAUAAUGGACAUGAAUACACGGGACGGGAGAGAAAUCCUGCUCACGUGAAGUUGUAUAUGUGUGAUAAUGGUGAUGAUUUCAAGUCCCUCAAGUGGUUGUAUAUGGGAAGUCAUAACUUAUCGAAACAGGCAUGGGGUGGUGGUUCCGGGUUUGGUCUGUGGCAGAAUAUCAAUGAGUAUCAGGUUUCAAGCUACGAGCUAGGUAUUCUCAUUACGCCUGAAAAUGACAAGGACACACUUAAACCGGUGUUUUGCAGCGAUUUCUCACUGGAAAAGUACCCGGUACGAAUGCCUUUGUACUUGCCACCAACCAGGUAUUCUCCAACUGAUAUGCCAUGGAGCAAGAAUAUCAGUUAUGGUGAUGUUAAAGAUAGCCUCGGGUGCUCAUACAAUAUUGAAUAAACCACCGCACGACUAGUUUGAAAUGUUUUCGCAACCGGUCGCGAACGCGUCUGAGGUGCGAAAAUAACCUGUUACUUGUAUAGAUUAUAACACAUGUAUAUUAAGCG
Yamadazyma tenuis ATCC 10573 is the source of this 988-nucleotide messenger RNA. The record is from RefSeq and is a predicted model, not a curated record. NCBI's taxonomy places the organism in Eukaryota, Fungi, Ascomycota, Pichiomycetes, Serinales, Debaryomycetaceae.